Messenger RNA from Struthio camelus australis, 5092 nucleotides. It is a transcript of the gene SUGP2, whose product is annotated as SURP and G-patch domain containing 2. Gene Ontology annotation, cellular component: nucleoplasm. The record is from RefSeq and is a predicted model, not a curated record. Gene Ontology annotation, molecular function: RNA binding. Lineage: Eukaryota; Metazoa; Chordata; Aves; Struthioniformes; Struthionidae. Gene Ontology annotation, biological process: RNA processing.
CGCCGGGAAGGGGCCGGCAGCCUUAGCAGCUCCGCAGCGGGAGGACGUCUGCCCACCUGCGUGCCCAGGUCAGGGGCGGCUUUGUGCUGCUUUGCUCUAGGGUAAAAAUGGCCUCUCGACGGAUCACACGGGAGACGUUUGAUGCUGUAGUGCAGGACAAAGUUAAAAGGUACCGGAUGGAGCGGAGCGAUGCUAUAGAAAACACCAUCCAUCACUUUAAAGCUCAUUCAAGGCCAGUCCCAAGACCGAGAUAUGAAGACAGUUUUCAUGAUGAGGGAAGAUAUACUCAUGACGACACCCAACAGCAUCCGCCUGAUGACUGGAGUGAAGACCCUAGAGAUGAGUAUCCAGGACCUUCUUAUAGAUCUACUAGCCCUCUCAUAAGGAAAGAUAACUAUUACCACGAACAGUAUGGCCGCCCAGCGUCUCGCGACCGGGAGUAUGGGCGCCCGGCUUCUCGCGACCGGGAAUUUGGCCGCCCGGCAGCUCCCGACCGGGAGGAUGGGCGCCCAGCUUCUCAUGACAGGGAGUAUGGGCGCCCGGCAUCUCGAAACCGGGAGUAUGGGCGCCCGGCUUCUCAUGACCGGGAAUAUGGGCGCCCGGCUUCUCAUGACCGGGAGUAUGGGGGCCUGGCUUCUCACGACCAGGACUAUGGCCAUUCUGACCCCUGGGAGUCCGCCGGACCACACGAAACUGACUUUAGUUCUUCAGAUAUUUUAGGUGAUUUUAGAUCACCAGGACUCAUGGAAGAGGAAUACAGUAACAUGGAAAGUCAGGAGUAUACCAUGGACUUUGGAAUUCAAUCUGACAGUGAGUUCAGGCCCCCGGUACGGAGGGGCACCAUCGGCAGGGGAAGAGCUCUGCGAGGAAAACGUAUUGCAAGGGGCGCUGCCAAAACUAAAGUAUUCAAAGGGGAUAUCAAAACUCCUCCCCUAAAAAAAUGGAACACUAAAAAGCUGCAACCAGAGCCCGAACAGAAGCCAGCUAUGCAAUCUGAUCAAAUGCCAGAUACUGCUGAACAUCCUAACCAGAGACCGAUGACCAUCCAGCGCCCUAAUCAAAAGCUGCCUCCGCGACCUAAUCAGAGACCAACUGUAACAACCCAGAGACCUAUCCUCAGGCUUCCAAAGCCUGCGCACGUUUUCAGAAAUCUCAGUUUUGACCUCGUGGACAAAUCUGACAUUUUUUCAACAUUUGGAAUAGAAAUCAUAAAAUGGGCUGGAUUUCAUGCAAUAAAAAAUGAUGCAGAAUUUUCCCGGCUCUUUGGAGCUCUCUUUGAGCUAGAAACAGAAACCUGUGCAAAAAUGCUUGCUUCGUUCAAAUGCUCACUAAAGCCAGAACACAGAGAUUAUUGUUUCUUUACCAUCAAGAGUUUACAACAUGCUGCUCUGAAAACUCCCAAAGUGGACAAUGAGUUUUUAAAUAUGCUAUUGGACAAGGGUGCUGUGAAAACAAAGAACUGCUUCUUUGAAAUAAUAAAACCUUUUGAUAAAUACAUAAUGAGGCUCCAAGACCGUCUACUAAAAGGUGUUACCCCUCUGCUUAUGGCCUGCAAUGCUUACGAAUUAAGCAUUAAGACAAGUGGUUUCAGUAAUCCCAGAGAAAUGGCAAAUGCUUUUGAGACCACUGUUUCUCUUUGUCGUAAGUCUUUAGCACUUCUGGGUCAGACCUUUGCAUUAGCAUCUGUUUUCAGGCAAGAGAAAAUACUGGAAGCUGUAGGGCUCCAGGAAAUGGCUCCAGCACCAACAUUAUUCCCAAAUUUUGAUGAUUCAACAUUGUUUGGAAGAGAGUACAUAGAAAAUUUGAAGGCUUGGUUGGAGAAAAGUGGAUAUCCAAUUCAGAUGAAAAAAGCUGAACCGGAUUCCACAGUACAGCUUAAAAAGCCCUCUCCUGACACAAAAAUUAAGAUCCCACAGCGAGCUGAUCGGAAAGUUGUAGAGACAAUUGAAAAGCUAGUGGAUAGCAUUAUUUCAGGAACCUUGUCUGCCAAAGAGAGAAACGCUCAAAAGAACUGCCCUGAAUAUUGGUUCUUGUCUGAAGAAGAUAGUCUAGAAUACAAAUAUUACAGACUGAAAUUAUCAGAGAUGCAAAGGCGAACAUCAUCUGGAAAGGAAGCAGGCAGUGAAGGCAGAACGCUAGAAGAAUCUGCAGCAGAAUCGGUCAGGGCCAUGUUGUAUGCCAGGAAAGUAGCAAGUAUUAAGAGAAGACUAUUUAAAAGAAAAAGGCUCGGAAUUGUUGCGCCAUGUGGACUUCAAGGAAGGAAGGUGAGGAGGGCAACAAUAGGGACACAGACUGUGCUGUCAGCUGGUACAAUGCUGAAACGCCAGGAGAAGCACAUCCAAGGUUCAGUCCAGCCAAAGCCUUCUGUAUCAGAAACCAAUGUGGCUGAAAAGAAUUCUUCCUUGGAUACAACUGGCUCCUCACAAUGUGCCGCCAGUCCAGGAGUCUCUCUGCCAGCAGAAGAAGGGGCAGAUUCUGAGGAUUUAUUGGCACCGCCUGAACUUUUCCCACCGUUGUCCUGUCAGUUUCCUGAUGUGGAUGCUAAAACAAUGGAAACUGCUGAGAAGCUGGCCAAGUUUGUUGCUCAGGUAGGACCAGAAAUUGAGCAGUUCAGCAUAGACAACAGUGCAGAUAACCCGGACCUUUGGUUUCUACAGGAUCGAAAUAGUUCUGCUUUCAAAUUUUACCGAAUGAAAGUCUAUGAGUUAUGUCCAUCCAUUAACUUCAGUGCCGUGUCAGAAACAACUGAGGCUGAGGAAUGUACUAAACCUGAAGAGAGAAAUCUGGAUAUUUCAGAAGAGGAGGAGGAGGAAGAUGAAGAGGAGGAGGAAGAAGAUAAUGAGGAGGAAGCUGAGUUUGAAGAGGAUAUCUCCCGACCUUUGGAAGAGAUUGAAAUGGAAAUGGAGCAAGCAGAGGAGGGAGAAGAGGAGGACUUCUCAGCAGGUAGAAGUGAGGAGAACCUCGCUGAAGAGAUGAUUUCCAAAGCAGGAGAGGAAAUUUCAACAGGUGAAAUGCAGCUAGCCACAUCAUCUGAUGGUACUAUACCAAAUCUGUCAACACAGGCAUCGAUUCCUGCUCCUGGUACCCUCUUUCCUCGCAAACGAAUCAGCAGCAAGUCACUGAAAGUUGGUAUGAUUCCUGCCUCUAAAAGGAUAUGUCUCAUAGAAGAACCAAAAGUUCAUGAACCUGUCAGAAUCGCUUAUGAUAGGCCUCGUGGUUGCCCAGUUACAAAGAAGAAGAAGAAGCCUAAAGAUUUAGAAUUUUCACACAAGAAACUGACAAACAAAAACGUGGGUUUCCAGAUGCUUCAGAAGAUGGGCUGGCAAGAAGGACAUGGCCUUGGUACACGAGGAAAAGGAAUCAGAGAGCCUGUAAAAGUGGGUGCUACCUCUGCAGGGGAGGGCUUGGGUGUUGCAGGGGAAGAAAAUAAAGAAGAUGCAUUUGAUGUUUUCCGUCAAAGAAUGAUACAAAUGUACAGGCAGAAAAGAGCAAGUAAAUAGUUCCAGGCUCUCUUCCAUGAAGACUGCAAGCUUCAGUGAACAUUUUAACUAACUUCAGUGGUGUGUCUACUGUCUUUUGGUUGUUUUUUGCCAUUAAUCUUGUAGAGCAAUUUGCUAGUUUUUGUUCCGUGCAAAUUGGCAGUAGUGCUAAGCUAGUAACAAUUAGAUGCUUAUGUUAUUGGAUAACUGACAUUUCUUUUUAGUGUAAGUAAACAUGUUAGCAUUGUUAAUCUUUUAAUAUCUGCAAUAAAUGUAGAACUAAACAAUUUCUGGUUUAAAUGUUUUGCUUGUGAAUUUGGCCCUUUGUGAGAGAUAUGCAUCGUUUUGGCACUAAUAAGUGGAAUUGAGAUUAUGCAGUGUUAUUUUAGUGUAAAGCAGGAUUUUAUAGUGUGUGAGGGAAGGAAGGUCCCUCUGUUUCUAUGCUGCUAAAUGGUUUCUGUACAGAAUACCCAUUAAAUCAUUUCUUAGUUACUUUUUCAUGGGUUCCAGUGCAUGAAACCCAUGCACAACAGUGUUACGUGCAACAUGAAUGCCAAAACCAUUGUGCUCCAGUCAAAAUGCAAGUUUUGCCCUUUACUUACGUGUCUGAGGAAUUGUGUCUCUGAUUUUCUCAGUGCCCUGAGUUUAAGACAGCAACACUUUCUCUUUUACAUGUACGUGUGGUUUACUGUUGCCUUUAAAUUCAAAUUCUUUUUUAGAAAGGAUGCGAGGGGAAACAUUGCAACAAACUGAAAUUUGACAUGUGUUCAGCAGCCUUCCAUUGAGAGGUAAAGUGAGAGUGUUCAUUUACUGAAGAUGCAAGCCAGGUUUCUUGUCCCUUCCUUUUAUUCUGACAGCUAUAGCAAGCAUUACUGAGACAAGUUCAAGCCCUAGCUAUACCAUUUUUUCUUCCUUUUCCCUCAGAAAUUUACUAAAUGUUAAGGACCUGGUUCUAGAAGAAAGGAAGUUUGCUCUCAUGGGAUAGAAAUGAGGCGAUCCCCAAUUUGGGGGAGGUGCCCUAAUGGAGUAAAAGAACUACAGUCAUAGUAUUUUUACAGUGGAGUAAUUGUGUUGGACUAAUACAGAUGUUCUCGUUCUUUUGCUUUCAGAGAUUGUUGUUGUGAUACCAAUGACAUUUUUCCUAUUUAUUUUUUUUACAAAACACUACAGCAUCCUUCGUGUGAACACUUAAUCUGUGCUAUCAUUUCUCAGAAUCAAUGUGCAGUAUUUUUUUCUAUUGAUAUUUCUUUCUAUACGUCCUCUGUUCUUGUGCCCAAAGAAAGUCUGGACUCUUAAAUUCAAAUACUGAUACUUUGGAUUGUUUUCUGUCCUGUAAGUAGGUAUACUUUAUAAUUCAAAAUGAAUUUCUGGAAGUCUUGUACCAUCUUUCAUUCUGCAUAUCUCACGACUGAGUGGCCAAUCACAACCAGACUGUACGUUUGAGCAAUAAUAAACACCUAAAUGAGAACAUGCUCAAAGAACAAUAGGGUACUCCGGAAAUAAAUAGUUUUUGUGAACCGUGUUGAGUAGGUAACUUGCUGAAUUACAGCAAGUGUGGAAAAUGUUUGCAUUAUCUGUGGGCAAUAAAGUUACUGCUGUUUAAGAAAGUGCUA